AUGCGCUCGCGCUACGGCGUCGCGUACGAGCCCGAGGGCGGCUGGGCGCCGCAGGAGGACGCCAUCUCAUACGCGGACCUCGAGGCGGGCGUGGGCGACAUCGCCUCCUUCUCGCGGGGCGACUCGGUGACGGGGACGGUGCUCGGGUUCGAGCCCAACGGCGUGCUGAUUGACAUCGGCGUCAAGUCCUCCGCCUACUGCCCCAUCGGCGAGGCCGCCCUCGAGAAGCCCAUGCGGCCCGAGGACGUCUUUGACCUCGGCGCGUCGUAUGAGUUCCUGAUCGUGUCUCGCGAGGACGAGAACGGGCAGCAGCUGCUCUCGCGCCGGAAGAUCCUGACUGCGUGGGACCAGGUCUCGGAGAUGAUGGCCGCGGACAAGGCCGUCGAGGGCACCGUCGCCGCCGUGAACCGCGGCGGGGCGAUAGUGACGGUGAGUGUCACAUCUCCCCCACAUCUCCCCCACAUCUCCCCCACAUCUCCCCCACAGGAGCUCGUCGGGCAGCCGCUCAAGGUCAAGUUCCUCGACGUCGACCGCGAAAACAACCGGCUGGUGGUGUCGCACCGCAAGGCGAGAGGGACCCGAACGAUCAACAACCUCAACGUCGGCUCCGUCCUCGCCGGCGUCGUGACCGCCGUCAAGCCCUACGGCGCCUUCGUCGACCUGGGGGGCAUGUCUGGCCUGCUGCACAUCUCUCAGAUCUCGUGCGACCACAUCUCGGACGUCGCGUCGGUGCUGCCGCUCGGCGCGCCGAUCAAGUGCAUGGUCAUCUCUCAGGACAAGUCUAAGGGGCGCGUCGCCCUGUCGACCAAGACGCUCGAGUCCGAGCCGGGAGACAUGCUCAAGAAGCGCGAGAAGGUGUUCGAGGAGGCCGAGGCGACGGCGGCCAAGUACCAGGAGAGGCUGGAGGCGGAGCGCAAGGCGCGCGAGGCGGCGGCGCAGGACGGCGAUCUUUUUCUUUUUUAUCGUUUGUGUUUCUUUUGUAGGCGCGCGAGGAGGCGGCGCAGGACGUCAUCUUUGGGCUCGAGUCGGUCUUCGUCGACGAGCCGGCCAACGAGGCGGACGCCGACGCGCCGAGCCCCGAGCCCGCCGCCGAGAACUAGACGCCGCGGAGGAGGAGAGGGACGGGGGAUAUGGCGCAGCCACGGCGCCGGCGCUCCUUGUGUGCAUGGCUCCCCUCACCCCACCCCCAAGCCGAUGGGCUGGGCGGGAGGAGGAGGGGGGGGAUGGCGGAGGCGGAGAGACGAGAGUCGCUCGAGGGUGUACUAUGCAGCCGGGGCCGAUGGGCGGCAUGCUCAUGGCUCACAUGCGCGCGAGCACAUGCCGAUAUGA
Molecule: messenger RNA, 1329 nt
Organism: Emiliania huxleyi CCMP1516
Lineage: Eukaryota; Haptophyta; Isochrysidales; Noelaerhabdaceae
Exons: 6
Coding region: 1-1329 (442 amino acids)
Biological process (GO): translation
Molecular function (GO): structural constituent of ribosome; mRNA binding
Source: RefSeq, a predicted model, not a curated record